Prunus armeniaca (apricot) is the source of this 5139-nucleotide messenger RNA. Lineage: Eukaryota; Viridiplantae; Streptophyta; Magnoliopsida; Rosales; Rosaceae. The record is from the annotation of a GenBank genome assembly.
AUGUCAGAUACACUUGCUGAAAUAGGCCAAAGACUUGAACGGUUAAAGAGCAACACUUUUGAGAAUUCUGUAUCAACUAGUGCCCAGACUAGACGUAUAGAAGAGGACAAUAGUUCUUCUAGCCCAACGAGUGUAGAUUCCUUCGAUAACUCUAACUCUGACGGAGAAGAAGAGAUGGCUGGCCAUAACGAUGACAACCGAGCUUUGGAAGAUUAUGCUCAACCGGUUAUACCAAAUUCACCUUCGUGCAUCUUGCUGCCUACUGAAGCUAGAAAUUAUGAACUCAAAUCUUCUCAUUUUCACAUGCUUCCUUCUUUUUAUGGUUUACCUAACGAAGACCCAUUAUCCCAUAUUAAGGAAUUCUACAAUGUUGUGAGUGGUUUACCUUUGCAUGGAGUGAGUGAAGCAAAUCUGAGGAUGAGGGUUUUCCCUUAUACAUUGAAAGAUAGAGCAAAGAAUUGGCUAAUGACUUUAGCACCUGGUUCGCUCACCACUUGGGAUGCCGUAGCUAAGAAGUUUCUGGAGAAGUUUUUCUCAACUCAAAAGACAGCUACUUUGAGAGGGCAAAUCUUUAACUUUAAACAAGAUGAUGGAGAACCUUUCAAUGAAUGUUGGGAGCGUUUCAAAGGCCUGUUGCUCCAAUGUCCACAUCAUGGGUUACCUCUUUACUUACAAAUGCAAAUUUUUUAUGAUGGACUAACCCAAACAUGUCAAUCAACUGUGGAUAAUGCAGCAGGUGGAGCUUUGAAGAAGAAAAAUGCGCAAGAGUCAUAUAACAUUUAUGAGAUGUUGGGAUCUAAUGCUCAACACAAAGAUACAAGAGGUAAACGAGUUGGAAUGUAUGAAAUGAGUUCUAAUAAUGAUCUUGCUUUGCAGGUGGCUAGUUUGGAAAAGAAGCUCGAUUCUGUGCUCAAUAUGGCGCCUAAGAUAGCUGAGGUGUGUGCCAUUUGCAACAUACCAGGUCAUCCUACUUAUCAAUGCUCAGCUAGUGAGGCUUAUCCCGAAUUCGUUCAAGAGCAAGUGAAUCUCAUGAAUUCUUACAAUCAGAGGCCGAGGAAUGACCCAUUCUCUAAUACAUAUAACCCUGGUUGGAGAGAUCAUCCCAAUCUCUCAUGGAAGAAUAACAAUCAAUUUCAAAAUUUCCAACCAAAGCCUGCCACUACGCUUGAAGAUACUGUCAAAAUGCUAGCUCAGAACACCGUUCAAUUCCAGCAAACUACCAAUAGUACUCUCCAACAACAUUCAGCUGCUCUAACCAAAAUGGAGACACAAUUAGGUCAGAUUGCUGAUGCUUUGAGUCAAAGAGAACCCGGGAAAUUUCCAAGCCAACCGGUGAUACUUCAAAGGAACCAAGAGCAGGCCAAAGCGGUCAUAACACUUAGAAGUGGUAAGGUUAUUGAUAAUAGAGUUGGCAAUGAAGUUACUAAUGAAUCUGAUCAUGUGAAUGCAGGCCCCACUCAAGAAGAGCAUGAGAAACCGAAUGAAGAUCCAAGCAAUGCCACUUCUUCGUAUGAAGCUCCAAAUUUUCACAAAGCUGAAAAACCUUACACUCCUCCAAUCCCAUUUCCUGGAAGACUUGCCAAAAGCAAGCAGGAGAAGUCAUUUAAAGAAAUUUUUGAUAUUUUAAGUAAAGUGAAUGUUAAUUUACCUUUGCUUGAUGUCAUUAGGAAUAUGCCAGCAUAUGGGAAAUUUUUCAAGGAGCUAAACACUUAUAAGAGGAAGUAUGGAAAGGUGAUGGUGUCUGAAAAUGUGAGUGCUGUGCUUCAAAGAAAGCUCCCACCAAAACUCAAGGAUCCGGGCAGUUUUUCUAUCAAUAUCACCAUUGGAGACAAGCUAGUUGAAAAGGCUAUGCUUGACUUGGGGGCGAGCAUCAAUUUAAUGCCCUAUUCAGUGUACCUUCAAUUAGGUUUGGGGGGUUUGAAGGCAACAACUAUUUCAUUGCAACUUGCCGAUCGAUCAGUGAAAUAUCCAAGAGGUAUAGUGGAAGAUAUCUUAGUUCAAGUUGACAAACUAAUUUUGCCUGCUGAUUUUGUAGUGUUGGACAUGGAAGAGGCUCCUAUACAUGAUCGUGAGUUACCUAUUUUGCUUGGGAGACCCUUUAUGGCCACGGCAAAGACUAUCAUAGAUGUGCAAAAUGGUCUCCUCACCAUGACUGUGCUAGGAGAAACUGUACAAUUCAAAGUAAGUGCUCAUGGAGAUGGUGGCAGCCUUGGAAGCAUUAAAACCAUAUCCCUCCACUUUUUCACCUCUUAUAGAGCCAUUAGGACCAUCUGCCACACAUCUGACCCUUCUGUUGUUAAACCUCCAAAACUUGAGCUUAAACCACUUCCAUCACAUCUAAAAUAUGCUUACCUAGCUGAGUUUGAAACUCUCCCAGUUAUCAUAGCAUCUGACCUCACCCCUUUGGAAGAAGAGAAGCUAAUUAGGGUGCUAAAAGAGUUCAAAUCAGCCAUUGGUUGGUCUAUUGCAGAUAUCAAGGGAAUAAGCCCUACCAUGUGCAUGCAUCGUAUUUUAUUGGAGGAGGGAGCGAAACCAACUCGUGAACCACAAAGAAGGCUCAAUCCACACAUGAAGGAAGUAGUGAGAGCUGAAGUGUUGAAGUUGCUAGAUGUGGGUAUCAUAUACCCGAUUUCAGAUAGCAAAUGGGUCAGCGCUGUUCACGUAGUGCCUAAGAGGAUUGGAAUCACAGUGGUAAAAAAUGAGCAUAAAGUGCUUGUUCAAAUGAGACCUGCAGCUAGUUGGCGUGUUUGCACCGAUUACAGGAAGUUGAAUUCGUACACUAGAAAAGAUUAUUUUCCUAUGCCUUUUAUUGAUCAAAUGCUUGAGCGAUUAGCUGGUCACGCAUAUUAUUGUUUUCUUGAUGGAUAUUCAGGUUAUAAUCAAAUUGCGAUUGCUCCGGAAGAUCAAGAGAAGACUACAUUCACCUGUCCUUUUGGCACUUUUGCAUAUAGGAGGAUGCCGUUUGGCCUUUGCAAUGCCCCAGCAACAUUCCAACGAUGUAUGCUGGCAAUCUUUUCAGAUAUGAUUGAGAGAUUUAUUGAGGAAACAAAUUUGAUUCUCAAUUGGGAAAAGUGUCAAUUUAUGGUGAAACAAGGUGUUGUGUUGGGGCAUGUAAUAUCCAGCAAGGGUAUUGAAGUUGACAAAGCAAAAAUUGACAUCAUCUCAAAUAUGGCAGCCCCUACUUCAGUGAAGGGAGUGAGAAGCUUUCUAGGACAUGCUGGUUUUUAUCGUCGUUUCAUUAAGGAUUUUUCCAAGAUCACUCAUCCAUUGUGCAAUCUUUUGGCCAAAGAUGUUGUAUUUCACUUUGAUAAAGAUUGUAUGAAUGCAUUUAAUACCUUGAAACGUGAACUAACCUCUGCUCCUAUCAUUAUGGCCCCAGAUUGGUCUUUGCCUUUUGAGCUAAUGUGUGACGCCUCUGACUAUGCUAUUGGUGCUGUUUUAGGUCAAAGAGUAAAUAAGCUGCCACACGUAAUCUACUAUGCAAGUCGGACAUUAAACGAUGCUCAACUCAAUUACUCUACAACUGAGAAGGAGUUGCUUGCUGUUGUUUUCGCUUUAGAGAAAUUUCGUUCAUAUCUUGUUGGCUCUAAAGUUAUUGUUUACUCUGAUCAUGCAGCUCUUAGGUUUUUGUUGACCAAGAAAGAUGCUAAACCACGUUUGAUAAGAUGGAUACUCUUGUUACAAGAGUUUGACCUAGAAAUUCGAGACAAGAAAGGGAGUGAAAAUGUUGUUGCUGAUCACUUGUCGCGCCUUGUUGAUGAAAACCAUGGAGAUGGACAAAUUUUGCCUCUCAACGAAUCAUUCCCGGAUGAAAAACUCUUUGUCAUCCAAGAUAAAGAGCCAUGGUAUGCUGAUUUUGUCAAUUAUCUUGCUUCUAGUGUAAUUAGAGAUGAUUUGACUUUUCAGGAGAGAAAGAAGUUCUUUUCAAUGGUGAAACACUACAUGUGGGAUGAGCCCUAUUUGUUCAAGUAUUGCCCUGACCAAAUCAUUCGAAGAUGUGUUCCAGAGAGUGAGCAGCAAAGCAUACUAACAUUCAGUCAUGCAUUGGCAUGCGGAGGUCAUUUCAGUGCCAAAAAGACAGCUUUAAAGGUUUUACAAUCUGGUUUCUUUUGGCCUACAUUGUUUAAAGAUGCUUUUGAUUUUUGCUCUAAGUGUGAUAGGUGUCAGAAAAUGGGGAGCAUCAGUCGCAGGAAUGAAAUGCCAUUAAACAACAUUUUAGUGGUAGAGCUGUUCGAUGUAUGGGGAAUAGACUUCAUGGGACCAUUCCCAUCUUCUUUUGGAUACAUAUACAUACUAGUGGCAGUAGAUUAUGUAUCAAAAUGGGUUGAGGCAACAACUACAAGAACUAAUGAUCACAAAGUUGUUUUGAAUUUUCUCAAAGAUAUGAUUUUCACUAGGUUUGGAACUCCGAGAGCUAUCAUUAGCGAUGGUGGCAGUCACUUCUGCAACAAACCUUUCGAGGCAUUGAUGAAGAAGUACAACAUCACACAUAAAGUGGCAACUCCAUACCAUCCUCAAACCUCUGGACAAGUGGAAAUCAACAAUAGAGAAAUAAAGAACAUCUUGAUGAAAACCGUCAGCCCUACAAGGAAGGAUUGGUCACUAAGGUUGAAUGAUGCACUUUGGGCGUAUCGCACAGCGUACAAGACCCCAAUUGGAAUGAGCCCUUAUCGACUGGUGUUUGGAAAGGCAUGUCAUUUGCCAAUGGAGCUUGAGCACCGUGCAUAUUGGGCCAUAAAGAAGUUCAAUUUUGAUCUCAAAGAAGCUGGUACAGUGAGGAAGCUCCAACUCAAUGAGUUGGAAGAGCUCAGAAAUGAAUCAUAUGAGAAUGCAAGGAUCUACAAAGAACGAACCAAGCUCUACCAUGACAAAGCAAUUCUUAGGAAGGAGUUUCAACCAGGUAUGAAAGUACUUUUGUAUGACUCACGUUUGCGACUUUUUCCAGGUAAAUUGAAGUCUAGAUGGGUUGGACCAUUCAAAGUGCUUCAAGUAUUUCCCCAUGGAGCUAUGGAGAUAGAAAACAUCAAGAAUGGGACCCGUUUUAAGGUCAAUGGACAGCGUUUGAAGCCUUAUUUGGAGAAUGUUUCACAGGAGCAGGUUUAUGUAGUUAUGGAUUCUCUCGAGUUUAUGACAACUUAG